Molecule: messenger RNA, 1488 nt
Organism: Pogona vitticeps (central bearded dragon)
Lineage: Eukaryota; Metazoa; Chordata; Lepidosauria; Squamata; Agamidae
Product: cytochrome P450 2J6
Biological process (GO): xenobiotic metabolic process
Cellular component (GO): intracellular membrane-bounded organelle; cytoplasm
Molecular function (GO): heme binding; oxidoreductase activity, acting on paired donors, with incorporation or reduction of molecular oxygen, reduced flavin or flavoprotein as one donor, and incorporation of one atom of oxygen; iron ion binding
Source: RefSeq, a predicted model, not a curated record
AUGCUGAGGGCACUGGGAGGUUGGGUGACGUUGGUCCCGCGGCUGAUCCUGCACUAUGUGAAACAGCUGUGGUCCCACCGGCGUUACCCUCCUGGACCGGUUCCUCUUCCUUUCAUUGGAGGCCUCUGGCGGCUCGGAUUCUGGCUUACUCGGGAUACUUUCACUAAGCUGAAUAAGCAUUAUGGAGAAGUUUACACCUUAUGGAUUGGACACCUACCUGUCGUGUUCUUGUCCGGCUUCCAAGCAGUGAAAGAAGGCCUGAUCACCCAUUCAGAAGACUUAGCAGACCGACCAACAACUCCCUUCCUUGAAGCUGCAUUAAAACAUAGAGGUAUUAUGUUUUCCAACGGCCACACCUGGAAGCAGCAGAGACGGUUCGGUUUGGUUACUCUGCGGAAGCUGGGACUGGGGAAGAAAGGUAUGGAGCGCCAAAUAGAAGAGGAAGCCCAGCAGCUGGUGGAGACUUUCGCACGUGCAAAGGGGCAGCCAUUUGAUCCUUCACGACCUAUCAUGAAAGCGGUCUCCAAUGUCAUAUGUGCUUUGGCUUUUGGGCACCAGUUUUCUACCGAAGACAAAAACAUGAAGAAACUGUUGGAAACGCUUGAGCUCGGCUUAAACUUUGGAGGAAGCCUCUUUCAUGUUCUCUAUGAACUGUUCCCACGGCUCAUGAAACAUCUGCCUGGCCCCCACAAAAAGGCGCUGUCUGCCCUAGAGAUGGUGCUUUCACUUGUAAAGAAGGAGGUAGAGGAGCAUAGAAAGCACCAGUCCCUGCAUGAACCACAGGAUUUCAUUGACUUCUACCUCCUUCAGAUGGAGAAAAGUAAAGAUGACCCUGAUACGACCUAUGACGAAGAGAACCUGGCUGAGUGUAUUAUUGAGUUUUUCGGUGCGGGCACAGAGACGACAACCACGACCCUAAAGUGGGCAUUGCUCCUGAUGGCAACCCAUCCAGACAUCCAAGAGACUGUCCAGAAGGAAAUAGACGAUGCCUUCGAUUCCUCUUACUCAAUCUCCUAUCAAGAUCGGAAGAAACUGCCUUACACCAAUGCUGUGAUUCACGAGGUUCAGCGUGCCAAAUACGUCUUCUUACUGGGGGUCCCCAGGCAAAAUAUGAAAGAUAUAAACCUACUUGGUUCAUUGAUUCCCAAGGGAAGUUUUAUUAUGCCUGAUCUGCGCUCCGUUCUUGUUGAUCCCAAGCAAUGGGACACCCCAGAAGAGUUCAAUCCACAUCAUUUUUUGGACACGGAUGGACAUUUUAUCGAUAGAGAAGAGUUCCUUGCAUUUGGCGCAGGAUCUCGGGUGUGUCUCGGGGAGCAACUGGCACGGAUAGAAAUAUUCAUCUUCUUCACCAGCUUGCUGAGAUCUUUCAGCUUCCAGCUACCAAAAGGAGUGAAAAAAAUCAGGACAGAGCCUGUGGUUUGGUUGACGAUGCACCCCCAUCCUUAUAAGCUGUGUGCUGUUCCCCGCAAUGGCUCUUCAUUGACUAUG